This is a messenger RNA of Drosophila obscura, 1213 nucleotides long. Its product is annotated as trypsin-2. The coding region runs from base 75 to 1127 and encodes 350 amino acids. NCBI's taxonomy places the organism in Eukaryota, Metazoa, Arthropoda, Insecta, Diptera, Drosophilidae. Gene Ontology annotation, molecular function: serine-type endopeptidase activity. The record is from RefSeq and is a predicted model, not a curated record. Gene Ontology annotation, biological process: proteolysis. The transcript is spliced from 3 exons.
CGCGGUUGGGGUCCGGUUCCGCCCUGGCCCAGCCAUUAGUUUGGAUUGCCACGUCGGGCAGCUAGCAACGCAAAAUGGUUCCGAUAUCGAUACAACUCUGGGCGACGACAUUGGCCAUCAUCUUCCUGCUGCCCACGGCCCUAAAUGGUGGCUCUGUGCCAACGGCUGGCGAGGCUAGAGCGAUUCGUCCUCGCUUCGAUGUGGAUCCGGGCAGGAUUAUCAAUGGCACUGAGGCCACCAUGGAGGCCACCAGGCAUCAGGUGGGACUGAGGAGGGCCCUCAACGAUGGCUACUACUUUGGCACGGGUCACAUCUGUGGUGGAGCUCUGAUCCGUCACAACUGGGUGCUCACUGCCGCCCAUUGCUUUGUGGAUCAGGAGAUCUACGACGGCACCUUCGUGGCCAAGGAGAAGUUCAUUGUGGUGAUGGGCAACGUGGAUCGCUUCAAUCGCACCAACUCGCUGACCUUCGAGAUUGAUCUGCUCGUCCUGCAGCUGGACAAGUUUGAUCUGAGCACCUACGACAGGGACAUUGCCCUGCUGCGGCUGAACGACUCAGUGCCGAGCAAUCAUCCCACCAUACGGCCCAUCGAUAUCACCGCGCUGGCAGUGCCAGCGGACACCGUUUGCCAGGUGACGGGCUGGGGCUACACGGAGGCUGGCUACACCUCGGACUACCUCAUGACCGUCGAUGUGCCCAUGAUCAGUGAGGCGGUGUGCAUCAACGACAGCGAUCUGGGGCACCUGAUCAAGCCCGGCAUGGUGUGUGCCGGCUAUCUGGAGCAGGGCGAACGGGAUGCCUGCAGUGGCGAUUCGGGGGGUCCACUCGUCUGCCGCAGCCAGCUGGCCGGCAUCGUAUCCUGGGGCAUUGGCUGUGCCGAGCCCAAUUUGCCGGGCGUCUACACGGAGGUCUCCUACUACCACGACUGGAUACUGGAGCAGAUCGGCGAGGAGGGGGAGGCGAGUGGGGAGGGUAGUGGCGAGGGCAGUGGCGAGGGAAGUGGUGACGGUGAAGGUGAGGGAAGUGGAGAUGGAGAUGGCGGUGGUGCCAAGGCAGCCCUCGCUGGCGUCCUUAGCCUCCUCCUGCCUGGCCUCCUCUCCAUGAGGUUAUUUUCAAGCCAUCUCUAGUGUUCUCUCGCCCGCUUUCUCUCUCUUUUAGUAGCAAAUAAAAUUUGUAUCUAUUACUUAAGGAAAUGUCUCUGAUAAAAAAACUC